This is a messenger RNA of Prorocentrum cordatum, 1344 nucleotides long. The record is from the annotation of a GenBank genome assembly. Lineage: Eukaryota; Dinophyceae; Prorocentrales; Prorocentraceae.
AGGUACCGGAGAUCACGCGCGAGGAGGCUGUCAAGCUGAUCCCGUCGGCCCUCGGAAACCUCGUCCUGCACGUCGGCGCCAUCAUCGCUUUCUUCGGCGGUGCGGUAUCCUUCGUGCACGUGGUGAAGGCCUCGGAGCCAGUGAUCUCCGCGCUGCUGAACUACCUCUGCAUAGGCGAGGUGCUGCCGUGGCCGGUCUACGCGUCCCUGGCCCCCAUCAUCGGCGGCGUUGCCCUCGCCAGCGCCAAGGAGCUCUCGUUCACGUGGCUCGGCUUCGGCGCCGCGAUGGCGUCCAACGUCGGGGCAGCGGGACGAGCCGUGUGGUCCAAGAUGCUCAUGGGCCAGACUAUAGGUAAGAACAUGGACUCGGCGAACACGUUCUCCGUCCUGACGAUCAUGGGGACGGUGAUGCUCAUCCCUGUUUAUCUGAUUGUGGAGAAGCCUUUAAUCGCCUACCAGGCCUUCAACGCGGCGCUGGCGUCUGGCGGCAGAAGUUUCUUGGUGCACAUGUUCAGCAGCGGCUUCUGCUAUUACAUGUACAACGAGCUCGCAUUUCUGGCUCUCGGCAAGCUGGACCCCAUAUCCCACGCAGUGGUGAACACAAUGAGGAGCACCGUUCGUUUACGCUGCUCACGCUGCUCCUCCGCCUCUGUUCUGCCGCGUUGUCCAACUGGCAAUAGGCGUUGUCGUUUGUCCCAGAUGGGAUUACUUUAGAUGUGACGAUGCAGAGGCCGAUUGUUAUGAUAUCGAAGGCUUUGAUCGUAUGAGACGGAUGAUCGGGCUACCCGCCUUCUCCGUACUGAGUGUUAUUUGCGAUUCUAGAUUGAUUCUUCGCAUCAGCGUGCUUUUGCGGGUCAUGCUUUAUCGCGUUAGUGUGCGCCAGCAGGGCGUCGCAGCUUGCUGCCCGAGUGACGAUAUCGGUCAGUCAAUCGGUUUGCGAAUGGGAGAGUAGGUACGGGUCAGGGUCGUGACAUCCUCCAACUCUCCAAAAUCGCACCAGGCGAGUGGUCAUCAUUGUAGCCGCGAUCGUUGUCUUCAACACGAAGAUUACACUAUUGGGCGGCGUUGGCAGCUGUAUCGCGAUUGCUGGUACACUCAUCUACUCUUUGACCAAGAGCAGGUUCAAAUAACGAUGAACACCUUUCGGCAAGAAGAUGUGGGCCUCCUGGUGCACGCAAUUCAUGUCGCGUAAUUCGCGUGACGGCUUAGGCGCGCAUCCUUCUCAACGGAGAGGGCUGGUGCAUCCGCGGACUUCUGUGUGGUCCGUGUGCGCACUCGGUUUUACGCAUCAGUCGUUGCAAUACUCGUCGCGCGUCCUCUCCUCCACAAUCAAGAGCAAACAGCA